AAUGAAUUUACAUAAGUUUCACACAAGACAUUAAUCGCAGCCAACUUUAUGGAGUCUGCAUCAGCCCCAACCUAAACCUGCCACUAGAGCCAAAAUAAAUCAUAAGAGAAUAGUAUUGCCUGUUAUCUCUCAAAAUCCUGCAGUGGGCUAUUAUUCUCCCAAUUUGCAAAGCAUUUACUCGAAUCCCAAAAUUGCUCGAAUGCGUAGUGUUACUAAAAUACCAACAACCAAUGAGUAUUCGCUAGAGAAAAUAAAACCCUAAUAAAGCAACAAGAAGUCUUCUUAGAAGCUCACCAUUUUGGAAAUGAUGCUGAAAGAAGUGGAUGAGGAAGUCGAUCAGGAUUUGAGGGAGAAUCCUGUAAUAAUUUAGAUUAUAUAAAAUCUAGAAAUGUGCCAAGACUCCUUUGUAAUUACAACCAUUGAAUGAUAAUUUCAUAGAACAACUCAAAUAUUUGAAGUUGAAUUUGCAACGACUGCUGAGGAAGAAAAUAUGA
Messenger RNA from Paramecium octaurelia, 494 nucleotides. Lineage: Eukaryota; Ciliophora; Oligohymenophorea; Peniculida; Parameciidae. The record is from the annotation of a GenBank genome assembly.